Chinchilla lanigera (long-tailed chinchilla) is the source of this 5393-nucleotide messenger RNA. It is a transcript of the gene Gpr174, whose product is annotated as G protein-coupled receptor 174. The transcript has 4 exons. Gene Ontology annotation, molecular function: G protein-coupled receptor activity. The record is from RefSeq and is a predicted model, not a curated record. Gene Ontology annotation, cellular component: membrane. Gene Ontology annotation, biological process: phospholipase C-activating G protein-coupled receptor signaling pathway; positive regulation of Rho protein signal transduction. Lineage: Eukaryota; Metazoa; Chordata; Mammalia; Rodentia; Chinchillidae. The coding region runs from base 1107 to 2126 and encodes 339 amino acids.
GACAUGCAUCAUUCACCAUAGAGCAAGAGGGAGAGAGAGACAGACAGACAGACAGACAGAGGGGUUUAUGCUGCCCCAUGGGAAGCAGAAAUGUUCAGUGUGCCCAGAGUAUCUUCCAUAUUUCACUCAGAUAUCUCACUAUCAUGUUGGAAACAUGGUAGUAGUUAAGUACUCCUGAAAAUUUUAAUUUUUUCUUCUACUUUCAUUUUUCUUUUGGCUUGCUUUCUUUUGGCAUUCUUUUCAUUUGUUUUUUUUCUUCUUUCCUUCCUCUUGCGCUUCUUUCUUCCUUCCCUUCUUUACUUCUUCCGUUUUGGUAUGAAAGAGGAUUAGAUUGGUUGUUCUCAGAACGAGGAGCAAAAAUUGAUGCAUGGAUCAGUAGUGCUGUUGGAGUGGCUGUCAAUGAACCCUUUGGAGGUCUCCAGAGAAAACAGAACCCGAAAUGGUGUGGGAAAAGAAUCCAUGAACAAUCAUCACGAAUAUUUGCAUUACUUUUGAUUUGGCGUUUCCUCCCUUCAUGAAACUGGCCUACAAGAGAAUCAUAGAAGAUAUAGAAGCUAAAAUUAGGUGAAAGCCUGACUGAAGGUGGCAUACAGCUCUGCAUUUAUUUCACUUUUUCGCCUUCAACACAUAUCUGAAUAAGUCCUGAAAAACUGAUCUGUCCAAGCUAAACAUCCUGGAAGAAGGCACUAGAGCAUACCUCUCUUCUACAUGAGUGAAAAAAGAAAGACAAGAAAAAUACCCAGCCAAAUGCCAGCAAAGAGAUGGUUAUCAUCAUAUGGAAACUUGAGGCAUUUCUGUAUAGUACAUUCGUAAUCUAAAUCGGAGAGAACCAACUACCAUGAAGCUCCAGAAGGCCUUACAAUAAAUAGGAGAAAAUUAUAAGGAUUUUUCAUCUGUCCUUCUACAUUACACUUUCAUGCAGUUACUGUGAACAAACCCAAGACAACUGUGCAGAUAAAUCUUUAAAAAUUCUCCAAAUCAGGCAUUUAGGGUAACAGAUGUGGCAAAAGAUUAUUUUAUACUUUAUACCUUUUGAUGAUUUGUCUUUUAGAAAAAGUAGCAGUUAAUUGUUAAUGUAGAUUUUGAAUCAUUGUUAGGCAAUAACAAUGUCUCUAGAAAGGAUCAAGCUUGUGAAUGACACGUGUAACAGGACAGAUGGAGAUAACCCAGAUUUUCGGUAUUUUAUCUAUGCAGCAACAUAUACAGUCAUUCUUGUGCCAGGUCUUAUAGGGAACAUAUUAGCCUUAUGGGUAUUUUAUGGUUAUAUGAAAGAAACCAAACGUGCUGUGAUAUUUAUGAUAAACUUAGCCAUUGCUGACUUAUUACAAGUUCUCUCCCUGCCCCUGAGAAUCUUUUACUAUUUGAACCAUGAUUGGCCAUUUGGGCAUGGCCUCUGCAUGUUCUGUUUCUACCUAAAAUAUGUCAACAUGUAUGCAAGCAUCUACUUCUUGGUCUGCAUUAGCAUACGACGAUUUUGGUUUCUCAUGUACCCCUUUCGCUUCAAUGACUGCAAACAGAAAUAUGAUUUGUGCAUCAGUAUUGCUGGCUGGCUGAUCAUCUGCCUUGCCUGUCUACUCUUCCCCCUUCUCAGAACCAGUGAUGACACACCAGGCAACAAAACCAAAUGCUUUGUGGAUCUUCCUACCAGGAAUGUCAAUCUGACCCAGUCUGUUGCCAUGAUGACUGUUGGUGAGUUGAUUGGGUUUAUUACUCCUCUUCUGAUUGUCCUAUAUUGUACCUGGAAGACAGUUUUAUCACUGAAAAGUAAACAUCCUGUUGCUCAAGACCUUGGAGAGAAAAAGAAAGCCUUGAAGAUGAUUCUAACUUGUGCAGGAGUAUUCCUGAUUUGCUUUGCACCUUAUCACUUCAGUUUUCCUUUAGAUUUCUUGGUCAAGUCCAAUGAAAUUAAAAGCUGUCUAGCCAGAAGGGUGAUUCUAAUAUUUCAUUCUAUAGCGCUGUGUCUUGCUAGUCUGAAUUCCUGCCUUGACCCAAUCAUAUACUAUUUUACUACUAGUGAGUUCAGAAGACGUCUUUCAAGACAAGAUUUGCAUGAUAGCACCCAACUACAUGCAAAAUCCUUUGAAAGCAAUCAUACCACUUCUACCGUGGCAACUGAAUUGUGUUAAGCAGCAACAACAGCAGCAAAACCCUGAAUGAGAGUAAAAAUACAUCAGAACACAUUUCUAACACUCCAAACUACAGGAAGUACUCACAGGAAGAAUUCACAGCUUUUCAGUUAUCCUCUAUAUGAGGAAGUCACAUCUUCACAAUUGGGACCUACUGCAGCAAUUCUACUUCACUAUCAUUGAUAUUGACAUGUUCAUGGAGUGAUUUUAUCAUGUUCUUAAAAUUUACAAUGUAAAAUUUCAGUGAUAUUCUGUACUCAUAUGCUCUCAACUGGAGUUAGAAGCUUUAUCUGCAAAACCAAGUCACAAAGACAUUACUUUCUUAGGACUACCAUAAACAUUUUGUUCGAUUAGUACAGAUGAUGAAUCUCUAUACUGAAGUGGAGUAUAGUUUUCUACUUGUAGUAGAAAUCACAGUUCACAUGUGAACAUGUUUUUAUUGUAUUUCAGGUAAGGUAGACAUUUGACUACUGUGUGUGAACAAAAUGUUAGCAACCUAGGUUCAUCUUUAUUUUUCUUGUGUGGUACACUCCAGAGAUUGAAGCUAUUUCCUUUAUUCAGUAUCAACAAGAAAUACUACCAUUCACACAUAGUCACUGAAUGAAAGUCUGAUCUCAAGCCUCUGCUAUAUUUAAAUUAGGAACAAUGCACAGAUUCAUACACAAUAACCCACUGCCACAUUCAAUCUUUCAAGGGCAGGUAGUUUGCCCUGUUUUACCCACAGUGACUCGAGUGGCCUUAGGACGAGGAGAAACCAUAAAGGUGAUAGUAACAAUUCUUGGCUUUAUAAAUCUAUCUUCAGAGGACACCUCUGGAGUUAUAUGGAUCUGACAGGUAGAGGGAGUUUCAUUAAGUCUUUAAAGUGAUAUUGAAGUAAUUCUGUUUGACUACACUUACUGAACCUAUGCAAGAAGUAGUGCACUAAUUAAUCACUGAGUUUGGUCGAGUGAAAAAGUGACAGAAGGUGAACUAUACCUCUUAAAAGUAUUACCACACUGUACAUCUCAUUCCAGAACAGGUGUCCUCUGUAAAGCCAUCUACACAAUCCAAAAUAGGCUUUAGAGGCAGUCAAUCAUAUUGACAGUAGAGUCUGUAUUGAUUGUCUUUUAAAAUCCAGCUUUGACCCAGCUAUAACAUUCUGAACACUUCACAGCCUAAAUUCCAGAAACAGGGGAAAACAAUUAGUUCACAUUUUGAGAAAAGUGAAGAUUAUUGUGGCAGCUGUACAGGCAUCCCUUACACUGCCUUGCCUGCUACCUGCUCGGUAAUAGUAUGCAAAGGAAAACUGGGAUCAGACUAGUAAUUCAACCUGAGGUCCUAAGUAUUAGAGUAAUUUUAAACAUGCUUUAUCAAAAAGCUCAGAACUUUUAAAAAGUGGUCUACUAAAAGCUAUGCCCUAUAUAGUGAAGAAACAUUCUACCUUUCAUCCAAAAGAAAUGCAGGAACCAAACAAGUGUUUUAUUUUACUUAAAAGAAGGCGUACUUUUAGGUACACUAUUAUGAUACUAAUACAUUUUGGAGAAAUCCUGGUAAAAUCACAAUGAAUUCUAAUAGUUAAGAUGAGUUGAGUAUUUUUAUCUUCACAAGUGUUGAUUUUUCUUCUACUUUGUUUUUAAAAUAAUGAUGUAUUAGACAAAUGACUUUGUGCUGCUAGCAACAGUAUAACUGUAUAUCUCCUUAUUAUUCAAUUUAAAUUAUGUGUUUUGACUUAUUAAAUGAGUUUUAAAUUUUGUUUGAAAAAGGUUAACUAUAACUGUGCCUUGUCUGUUUGAUUUAAAAGGUAUUAUAUUUCUUUAUUAUUUAAUAUUGUACUGGGAUUGCAAGCAAUCAUUUUGUACAGUGUGAAAUGGUAGACAUUUGUAGUGGAGAGUCAUGUCUGGAUGCUUUAUUCUGUCUAUUCUCUGUAUUAGUUUGAAUUACACUUCUUAGGGUGACUUUGAAAAGUCAGUUAUGUAACUUUGUUUACAUAUUGAUUUCACUUCAGAUGUAUCUUUUCUUAAAAGGGGAGAGUAAAUAUUUCCAGAAGAUUAUUGAUCAUUUUAGAGGAUUAAGGGGGAGUGCAAUUGUUGGGAAGACUAUUUACAUCAUUCAGGGAGAAGUUAAGUGUUCAGUAUUCUUAUGCUGCUUAGGUAAGGUGCUCCUUCUAUACAAGUCUUUCUGUCUAAGUUGGUAUGUGAAACUCUGAUUUACUGUAUUCAUCCCUCACUUCAUGAAUAUGUUUUGCCCUCUGCCCUAUUCCUUUGCCUUUCCAGUUAGUCUGAUCAACUUUCUCAGUCCAAGGUGUUAAAGAGCAUUAUCUUAUUACAUACCCAGGGACAUCUAAAUUCUAGACUUUAGAAAUAGGUAUUGGCACAAAAUAAUUUUAGUGGAAGAAUUAUAGACAGAAUAGAGGGGAAGAUAUUUUGAAGAAAGUGACUCUUACACAUACAAAAAAAGUGGUAUAGCUUACUGAAGCAGUGCCUUUCAGAUUAUACUUGGUAAGUGACUAUUUUGUUCACCACUUUUGGAGAUACUAAAUUUUAAGAAAUAUAUCCAUAAAUGUGAUUUCCAGUUUCUGGAGUAGCUGCAUAUUUUCCCCUGCUCUCCUCUCUCAGCUUCCAGGGGAAAACCUAAACAGGAAAAGGUGAAAUUUUCCUUGGUGAAAUCUUCUUUUGUGACUUCUCCUUUAUUACUUGUUACGUUCCAUGAAAUUAGGAUACAGAAAAUAAACAUCCUCAACUAUGGUCAUGUACAAUUCAAGAUAAAGAAUCUCAUAUUUCCUGUGUAAAGUUUUUUAUUUAAAAAUACAAAAAAUUAUUAUAUUGUCUCAGAGAUAAUGACAACAUAAAAAUCACUCUAUAUUCAAACUUUUUCUUAUUGGAGUAAAAGAGUUCAUUAGAUUACUAACUAAAUGAACAAAGGAAUAGGAAAGAGAGCAAAGCAUAUGGAUGAAUUUUAGGGUGCGUAUAGUAAAUCAGAAUAUCAAAAGGUAUAUAUAUAUAUGUAUAUAUGGCUUGUAUAUUUUUACUGUGACUCAUUUAAGCAGCAAAUUUUAUUGACUUGUAAUUCCAUGAAGAAGAGCUCUCUACCCCAGGAGCAACAAAAUUAAAAUACUUUGGUAAGAUACAUUGGUCUGAAAGGGUGCAUCAGUGGAAAUUUCAUGUAACUUAACCAUGUUUUUGUUUUCAUUUCUAAAAUACUGUGGAAAUUGCACUUGAGGCUUAUUUGGAGCUAAAAUUGAUAAUAUUCAUUUUAAUAAUAAAGAUUGUGUCUCUAAUUACCUGGAAA